AUGUCACCAGAUCAUCACGGCCCUAAAAAUGGUGCUCGGCAAGACUCAGAAUUGGAAACCGGCGUAAACAGACCACCGACAUCGCCCGUCUCACGCGCAUUGUGGAACUUUUCGUCGCAAUGGUUUCUUGUUCCCCAAGGAACUGGUAUCAUAUCUUUGAUUCUUCAUCAACUAGACUAUCAGUUUCGGGGACUGGCGAUUAUAUCCGUCAUCGCGUGGAUUUACACUAUCGCAUUAUUGACGGCGGGCGUAUCACUCUACCUACUCCGAGUUCUCAUGUACCCUCGACAUGUCGCUCAUGCGCUGCGAACAAGUAUGAUUGAGACCGCAUGCCUCGCUAGCAUUUCAAUUACAUUCACAUUGAUUAUCCAAAUGAUCGUUCUUGUGCUCGUUCGCCAGUGGGGAUCGGCCUGGGGUAUUGUCGCAUAUGUUCUCUGGUGGAUCAAUACUGCUAUGGCUGUUAUAUCAGUAAUGGGAAUCCCCUAUUUCUUCGUCAAAGUCCAGUCACCUGGUGUCAAGGCAGUCACACCUUGUGUGCUUCUCCCAUUAAUUGCAGCUCCGACUUCGGCUGCUGGCGGGGGUGUCAUAUGUCGAUACGCGCUCUCAGUGACCGUCUACAAGUUCCCGUCAUUAUUGUCUCUUACCUUGAAAUCAUUCCCACCCUUGGAACAGAUAUAUCAGGAUAUGAUUCUGUGUGGCCCAUUUGGACAAGGAAGCUUUGCUUUGCAAGCACUCGGCCAAGCGGUUUUACGAGGAAGCUUCGCGGGUUAUGACCAAGGCACAUUCUUGACUGCCGAGGCUGCUAAGCCCAUUGCUUUCACAAGUCAGUUCGCCGGCCUGCUAGCUUGGGGCUAUGGCACAUUCUGGUGGAUCUUUGCUAUAAUUAGUAUCAUACAUACCUGUAUCUCCCAGCCAGGAGGUAUACGACACUCACAUUUCACAUUGUCUGCCUGGGCUCUCGUCUUUCCCAUGGGUGUAUACACAAACGCUGCCGUGCAGUUGGGUAAGAUUAUGGAUUCUCCGGCCUUCAAGGUAUGGUCCACGGUACUACUUCUAUUGCUUGUCAUAAUCUGGGCUGUGAACCAUAUCUUCACUAUCAAAGGGAUGAAUACCGGGGAGAUCUGGGGCACCAGAUGGACAGACUAG
Molecule: messenger RNA, 1146 nt
Organism: Penicillium daleae
Lineage: Eukaryota; Fungi; Ascomycota; Eurotiomycetes; Eurotiales; Aspergillaceae
Product: putative malic acid transport protein
Exons: 3
Coding region: 1-1146 (381 amino acids)
Biological process (GO): transmembrane transport; sulfite transmembrane transport
Cellular component (GO): plasma membrane
Molecular function (GO): sulfite transmembrane transporter activity
Source: RefSeq, a predicted model, not a curated record